Molecule: messenger RNA, 2316 nt
Organism: Myotis davidii
Lineage: Eukaryota; Metazoa; Chordata; Mammalia; Chiroptera; Vespertilionidae
Product: germ cell-less protein-like 1
Exons: 5
Coding region: 46-2316 (756 amino acids)
Biological process (GO): germ cell development
Cellular component (GO): nucleus
Molecular function (GO): protein binding
Source: RefSeq, a predicted model, not a curated record
GGUGCUCUGAAACAGUUCCCCUAGGGAAUCUGAUAGUCUUCCUCUAUGGGGUCCUUGAGCAGUCGCCUCCUGAGGGGCAGUACAUUAGGCACAACUGAUCCGCAUCAGCCAGAAGCCCAGGUAGGCCCCGGAGAUGUAUCCUCAGGCCGGAAACGGAAGCGGAGUGGACCCUCUCCCGACCCAGAGAACAGCCCCAAGCCUCUAGACCCAGAAGACAAUCUCCAGCAAGAAGCCACUACAAGCCGAAGUAAAAAAGUAAAGGUCACAUCUGAUUAUGCUUACCAUACUUUAUUUCUAAAUGGGGAAACCAGUGACAUUAAAAUCCGCGCUCUGGGGAGAGUGUGGUGUCUACACAGAAUGUAUUUAUGUCAGUCAGGCUACUUUGCUACUCUGUUUAAAAAUUCUUGCGAUGACUCUGACAAAGAUAUUAUCGACCUAGAGAUUCAGGACCACAAUAUUGACGUCGAGUCCCUGAACUUCGUGCUAGGUUCCUUGUACAGGGGUGAAUAUGACUUAACGGAGUCCCUUCAAAUUCCAAGAAUUUUGGCAACGGCAUGCCUGCUUCAAGUAGAGGACUUAAUUGAAGAGUGUGAGGAGACCUUGAAGGAGGCAGUUAACGUGAAAACUGUCUGUGGCUACUAUGCAACAGCAGAAGCCUAUGAGCUAGAGUCUCUGAAGACAAAAUGCUUUAACUGGCUUCUCCACAAUCUGAUGACGCAUCCAAAUGUUGAACUUUACAAAGCACUCAGUAUAGAGCUCAUGUGUCUGCUCAUUUCUUCAGCUAACUUACUAGUAAUACAAAAGGAAAUAGAUGUGUACACCACACUUAAAGAGUGGAUGUUCCUUCGUCUUAACCCGGCUUGGAAAGGAUCCGUAAAAAACCUUUUAGGCCAUGCAAACAAAUGGUUUUCCAGGCACAGAGGACGUAUUGCCAGCAUGGCCUUCCUUGAAACCAGACGAGGCAUACCAUUUCAAUCGGUGUUUAAAAAUUUGAGGCUUCAGCAUAUCAUCUGUGACCUGGCCUCCACAAGAGUUAUUGAGCACGAUACUCUAAUACCUUCAGACUGGUUAUCGCAAGCUUAUAAGCAACAGUGGUUUACCUUGCUGAGAGUACGACAAAGCCAGGAAAUUGGGCCCCGAUACACCAAUAAAAUAGAACUUGAAGAAUACAGCAUGAGAUGUGGGAAAAUGCUUGUCAAGAAGGGGAAGUUCUCCUGGAAGUGGUCGGGUUUCAACUUCGGCUUUCCUUUGCAUGUCAUCUUCACCAGCGAUUAUAUAAUUUUCAAGCAAAAUACCUUCCCUCAUUCAUGUGCGGGUUCAGUUUGUCUACGAUCUCUAAGAAAUAUUGCAUUCAGAUUAACUUUGGUAUAUUUCGAUUCAAGUGGAAACUUAAGUUUCAGCAAAACAACCGGUUAUAAGACUCUUACCUUCGAGAAUGAUGAGGAACACCUGGUAAUGAACUUAGAUAGCAAAUCUCUGAGCUUCCCUUUAUAUAUAUUCUGUAACUUCCUGUUUCUUGGAACGAAAGUUCCUGAUUCCACAGUUCCUCAGUUUCCCAAAACCUCUUCAUGCUUCAAGAUCCCACUUCAUCGUUGCAUAGCAGCCCACAGUAGACCUUUGGGGAAGUGCUGCUUCUUGGAAAGCAGCCAGGGGCCCCGGCCCUUCAAGUGCCCGCUGGACGGCUGCGGCUGGGCCUUCACCACCUCUUACAAGCUCAAGCGGCACCUGCAGUCGCACGACAAGCUGCGGCCCUUCGGCUGCCCGGCGCCGGGCUGCGGCAAGAGCUUCACCACCGUGUACAACCUCAAGGCGCACAUGAAGGGCCACGAGCAGGAGAACUCCUUCAAGUGCGAGGUGUGCGAGGACAGCUUCCCCACGCAGGCCAAGCUCAGCGCGCACCAGCGCAGCCACUUCGAGCCCGAGCGGCCCUACCAGUGCGCCUUCUCGGGCUGCAAGAAGACCUUCAUCACCGUCAGCGCGCUCUUCUCCCACAACCGCGCGCACUUCCGCGAGCAGGAGCUCUUCUCCUGCUCCUUCCCGGGCUGCAGCAAGCAGUACGACAAGACCUGCGGCCAGGAGCCCCAGGGCCUGACGCCCAGCAGCAAGCUGACCGUGGACACCGACGCGCUGACGCCGUCCAGCACCCUCUGCGAGAGCAGCGUCUCCGAGCUGCUGACGCCCAAGGCCGACUGGGCCGUCCAUCCCGACCCGGACUUCUUCGCGCAGGAGGACGAGGACGACGCCCAGUUCGGCUUCUCGCAUCCCAUAGGAAUGCAGAAGCCUGAGGUGAGCAUUCAGGUCAUAGGCAUCUGUUAA